This is a messenger RNA of Closterium sp. Naga37s-1, 3018 nucleotides long. NCBI's taxonomy places the organism in Eukaryota, Viridiplantae, Streptophyta, Zygnematophyceae, Desmidiales, Closteriaceae. The record is from the annotation of a GenBank genome assembly.
AUGCGGUCGUCGCUGGCGCGUUUCUCCCCGGGCCGCCUGCCGCCAGGUGUGGCGAGGGCGGCGCUGGUGGCGGCGUGGGUGGCGGGAUGGGCGGGGCUGUGCGCGUGGGUGGUGUGGUUCGCGCACUCGCAGGCCGCCAAUCCGCGGCAGGAGGCGAUGCGAGCGUGGUGUCGCACGCGCGUGCGAUACCUCCAGCAGGACAUGCGAUCGUCCGUCGCCCGCGCGCAGGUAAGGCGAUCAGCCCACCUCGAUGCCCCUCUCGCCGCGUGCUGCCCUACUAACCCGUGGCCCUCCUCUCUCCAUCCUUGUCCCCCAUCCCCCCCUUCCAUCCCUCCCCAAUCCCCUCAUCCCCCCCCAUUCACUCCUGAGGCAGUCGGACUGGUGAAAGUGUUUGCGCACUUUGGGCCGCGCAGCAGCAGCAACCUGAGCUACUGGGGGCUGGCGGGGUGUGUGAACAACAAUUCCAUUCUGGCGUACACCAUAUGCGCUGACAUCAUCGGCAACUACAGCACCGGCACCGUCAUCAUGCUCCUCUCCGACCAAGACAGGUCAGUUCUGGCCGACCCUACUGUGUCGUACUCGUUACAAGCUGACCCCAUUGCCAACUACAGCACCGGCAGUGUCAUCAUGCUCCUCUCCGACCAGGACAGGGUUCCAAUCCGCUCAGUGCUGGGCCUGCCCGCCCCAAGGAAGGAUCUGUACGGAGUGAACGUGUGCGGCAGCAUCAACCCCGACUUUCCCUUGCAGCCCUUCACUGACUUAACUCCUAUCGUCCCUCCGGUCCUGCUAGACAACCUGUUGAAAGGACGAAGUAUUGCGGGCCCUCCUGUCUCGACGGGAUAUGUGAUGAAUGCCUUCGUUAUGCCCAUCUUCCGCCAACCUAUGCCGUCCAAUGCGUCUUCACAGCAAAUUCGGGACAGCAUGAGCAUUGCAUGGGGCGGUGUGUUUCAUCUUGAGUUUAGGACCCGUGAAGUACUGCCAAUUCUUGAGAAUGGCACCAGUACAUACUCCUUCGCCAUAUACGACAACACAGACCCAGGCGAUCUCAAGCAGAUAUUGGGCCCCGAGAAGCCACUCUUGGAAAGCCGUUCUGGUUUCGCUUUUGUGCUGCCCGCACCCGUUGUGCCACCCGAGCAUGUUGAGCCGUUCCCUGAGAACAUGCUUGGACGAACAUUUGAAGCCCACUGCGGGUUUCUCGGCCCUCCUCCUGCGUGGGACCUCGUGUAUGCUCCCAUGCUGCUGGGCCUGCUAGUGCUGCUAGUGGCAGUGCUCCUGUCCACCGUGAUUGCAGUAUUGACAUGGAAAAGGAGAAGUAUUGAAGAGCAUAUGAAGGAGAUUCAGCUGUGCACGGCCAUCUUGGAGAGAGCUGAGCGGUCCAAGAGUGAGGCGGUGGCCAGCACGUCGCACGAGCUGCGCACCCCAAUCAUUGGCAUGAUGGGCAUGAUAGAGGAGCUGCUAGACUCGGGGCUGGAGGAGUGGCAGCGGGCCGACCUGAUAGAUGCGAGGGCGUGUGCGGGUGAGACGGUGGAGCUCAUCAACCGAGUGUUGGACCUCGCCAAGCUGCAGGCCGGCAGGCUAAAGCUCGAGACUCUCCCCUGCUGCCUGCGCCGCAUCGUGCGCGAAGCAGCCACAUCGUGCUCAUUUGUUCACUUGUCGAUUGCAGUGACAUUCGAUGUGGAUGAGAACGUUCCAACAACUCUACUGGGCGAUCCAAAUCGGCUCUUGCAAGUCAUCUCUGAGCUUGUUGCCAACGCCAUGAGCCACACAGCAUCUGGCCACGUGGCCAUCCGCCUCUGGUGCAUCCCUCCCAAACAUUCUGCUCAAAAGGAUGCUCCUUCAUCUCCUCCUGCCGCUGUUCCCACAAAAGCCUCCUCUGAGCCUCCCCCGGCGUCCUCAGCGUGGCAUCAGCUGGCCGGCUGUGUGCAGCGCUUCCCUCCUCCCACCCGACUAGUCUGCCAUCCUCAGCAACCCCCAGCCAGCCAAGUGGGGGCUGUGGGCAAGGGGGGUGGCCGAUGGUGGGGGCGGGGAAGACUGCAAGAGAGAGGUGGUGGAGGGAAGGUAGGAGCACACAGAACGCCAGGAGGUGGUGAUGUGGAGGCCAAGGAAGUGGAAAGCACGAGGCAGGCGUGUGGGCAGGCGUGCAGCAGAGACAGCAUGGGCAGUGCAGACUGCACUGCAGAGGAGGGGCAGGGUGGGGAUGGGCGGUUGGAGGAGGAGGUGUGGGAGUGGGUGGAGGGGGCGUGUGCGGUGAGGGAGGAGGGUGAGUGGAUGGUGGUGGUGGCGUGUGAAGACACGGGCGGUGGUAUACCACCCGAGGAGCUGCAGUGGGUGCUGGACCCACACGGAGACUCGUGCCACUCCAUGGAUGACACUGCUGCUGGGGACGGGGAUCUUCAAGGCAAGGGGCAGCCAGGAAUCAUGGUGGCGGAGAUGGGGGGGGGCAUGGCAGUGCUGUCAGACGCCUCCACAGGCACCACCAUUCUGCUGGCGCUGCCCCUGGGGGGAGGGGAGGGCGGCGACAGCAGCAUGGGAAUGGGGGAGGGGAGUGGGGAGGAAGCUGGCGAGCCAGCACAGGCUGGUGUGGAGCGAGAAAGCGGUUUGCAGCGAGGCAUGGACGGGCCAGUCAGUGGUGCUGUGCCUCUCCCUCACGCUGCUGCCGGUUUGCAACCAGUUUCGCCACCGCAGCAGCAGGCAGCAGCAACGCAACCGCUUUCACCGCUGGUGCGUGCGCGCACAUUUCCACAAGCGGAGAUCGAGCGGGCCGCGGGCGGUGGGGAGAGCGUGGGGGAGGCGGAGCGGGUGGUGCGGGGGGUGGUGGCGGGGCGGGGGGUGGCGGUGGUGGAUGACAACGCGGUGAACCGCAUGGUGGCGCGCAGAACGCUGCAGGGCUACGGGGCGCACGUGCUGCUGCUGUGCUCCGGGGAGGAGGCGCUGCAAGCGCUCUCCUCUGCCACGCCCUCCCCGCCCAUCCACCUGCUGCUCCUCGACCUCCACAUGCCGCCCGGCAUUGACGGGUGA